AUGGAAGCCAAACAACCAGGUGCUCCCGCCGCUCGCGGUUCCGGCAUUGGAGGAAUGGGCAAUGAAAUCCCAGUACUCCCAAGCUGGUUCAUCUUCAUCAGAUACGCUCAGAUCGUUUUGACCUUAAUCGUCUUCGUCUGCUCUUGUGUCGCCCUCGCCCAAGUCAAGGGAUACAUCGUCGGAUGGGGUGCUGGUUUCGCUCUUUUCACUUCAAUCUACACCGCCAUCUUCCUCGCCGGCGUCCUCCUAGUUCCCAAAUUUGCCCCGCAAUUCUACUUCAAAUGGUUCUGUCUCGGUGGUGAAGCCUUCGCCGUCCUCUGGUGGCUCAUCUCCUUCGCCGGUCUCGCAACCUGGGCCAACCUCCUCUCCGUCUUUGGCGACCUCGACAGCAGGUUCUACAGCGGAUAUAAGACUGCAUAUGGAGCUUGCGCUGCCGGUGCUGCAUUCGGUGCCUUCAACUGGAUCGCAUUCUGUGUCACUCUCGCCUUCUACGCCAUCGGAUGCCACAAGCACCGCACUGGAAAGAUGGGAUGGAACGCCGGUGGUGUCGAGGCUGGUGGUGCUUCUAUGGGACCAAUUGGUGUUCAGAACACUGGUGUUUCGCAGCCAGCUUAUGACCCAACUCCAGAGCCAGUUGGAUAUGGAUACCAGGGACAGCAACAGCAGUACCCAACUGUUCCAACUCCAGCUCCAUCUCAACCAUAUCAACAGUAA
Messenger RNA from Orbilia oligospora ATCC 24927, 714 nucleotides. RefSeq lists its product as uncharacterized. The record is from RefSeq and is a predicted model, not a curated record. Lineage: Eukaryota; Fungi; Ascomycota; Orbiliomycetes; Orbiliales; Orbiliaceae. The transcript is spliced from 2 exons. The coding region runs from base 1 to 714 and encodes 237 amino acids.